AUGGAGCUGGCUACCUACGACGUCGCGGCAGCGCGUCUCGCGUCGAAUGCCGAGCCGCUACUGGCCGAAACGCGCGCCCAUCUGCUCCACAAGCAACCGGACCGUGCGCGCUCGAGCUUUCUGCGUCUCCCUGACCUGGAGUCGCGCUGUAAAGCGUACCUCGAGACAACGCUCCGUGAUUUCUACGCAGCGGGUCUGUUUGACGUGCCUGUGUUGCUGACGUUCCUCGAGGCACUUCCGAAUUGGCACUGGACGCUGGAUGGCUGUGCCGUGCUGCAGAGUGUGAGCUGCGCGUUACGGGCGCCAAGCAGUGGCGCAGACGGAGACGCUCUACUUGCUCUGGAAGCCAGACAACGCAAGUUCCCGCAGCUUCCGCUGGCGUUUUUUCUGUUGAAGCUCAUGAGCCACUUGGAAGGCAGUGCCCGCGUGAGAGCUGAGAGCUACUGGUACGCGUGGGUGAGUCCCACGCUGCGGGCAGUGGCCUCUGGACAGCCGUUGGAGCUCACGAUCCUGUCGAGAACUGGACGCAGUGAGUAUUUCUUUGGCGAUCCAAGUAAAGAAGAGCUGUUGUAUGCUCCGGGCGAAGAUGGGACAUUCGAUCACGACCGCCGCCAUGCGUUGUGCUGGGUGGGCGAUGAUACCGAGCACACAGUCGCACCGUGGCCAGCAGAGAAAGAUCGGACCAAAGCUCAGUGGCGAUUGAUCCCUGCAGACGUGCACGCUGACACGUUCUUGGUGCGAAACGUGCAUCUUGAGGAGUACCUGUAUGCUGCAGAUUACGCGAAGUACAAAAAAGAUCGACAUGGCAAGACGAGAAGUCGAGUGUUUACGUGGAGAAAAAAGGAUGAUUCGCCUGGACAAGCAGGAAGGUGGCAGCUUGUUGCCUUGAGUGACGAGGAGAGAGAUGUGUUUGCAUUGUAUAAUCCGUAUCAGCGCGAGUUUUUGUACGCACCGACAGUAGACAUGAUGGACAGUAAGAGACGCCACGUACUCACACGAGCGGCGCCAGAUGGAGCUAGCGGAACACCUGCAAAGGAAGGCGGAGCAAUGUGGUGUGCUUGGCGUAUCACUCCAGCGCAGCAAUCGCGGAUGGAGCGAGGUGUGGAAGCGUUCUUUGCAAAGCAAUACCCCGCAGCAGUCGAGCAGCUCACGCUGGCCCUCGAUGACUUGCCAGACAAUACAGAACAUGUGAAGUGCUUUGCCUACCGCAUGACAGCAAAUUUGCGUCUCCGAAGAUUCGACUUAGUGGCGCCCGAUUUCCAAGCGAUCCAAGCACUUGGUGGCGAUAAAGCUGCAAUCUUUCACGGGCUCGCUCACUUGUGGGAAGAGAAUGCAAACUACCUUGCGGUCAUGGCAAGCUCAUCGCCAGAAUUGCAAAUCCAGGCAAUUGAGAUUGCGACAUCUCCUGAGAACCCAUUCUUCAUGCGCCACCAACUUUCGAAGGGUGAUGACUUGUUCGUCCGUCGAGACUUCCAGGCCGCGAUUGUAUGUUACCGGGAAGCUGCUACUUGCACGUCGACCAUUGCUUCUUCAUCCCUUGAAGAUUGCAGUGUAGAAGAUGCCGAGACCACCCGUCAGCGAGUUCGUGCUUACGUGUCAUGCGCCAAGUGCUUCUUCGCGCUGGACGAAAUCGAGAAUGCGUGGCAGUACUUGAGUAUAGCUCAAGAUAUCACUAAUGCGUCAGUCGAGGGCGAGGCUGCUAUUCUGCUAUGGAAAGGCAAGUGUCGUCGAGCGUACAAAUCGUACGACGAAGCUUUCCAGUUACUAGAAAAGGCUUUUGACCGUGCAGGUGUAGCGUCGGCGGCUGCUGUGAGCUCACGAUCGUCAGCAGCUGGUGUACCUAUGACUGCUGCUGCAUUGAAGAAGUCCAUCCUCAUGGAGAUGAAGGUGGUUGGGCUGUUACGUCAAGGAGUCUAUGACAUGUUGCUUUCUGUAGAGGAGAAUGGUAACGAAGAUGCUGCGUCUGGUGAUGCUUGUGGUGUGCAUGAGGAGCAAGAAUCGGCAGCAGGUAAAGACGCCGCGAAAACGCUGGCGCAGAUGGUGGAAAUAUUCCAUUGUCCACUGAGCUUGGAGCUGAUGGAUGAUCCUGUUACCACACCUGACGGCAAUACGUAUGAGCGCUCGAUGAUCGAGCAGCAUCUGGAAGUGAAUGGAUGCUUCGAUCCCUUGACGCGCGCACCACUGAGCAAGUCACAGCUCCAUGCAAAUCGUGCGCUGAAGCAGCUGAUGGAGACGUUGUUGAGCGACCAUCGUUUAGGACGGCUGCUCGCGUCGUGCUCAACGUAA
This is a messenger RNA of Hyaloperonospora brassicae, 2286 nucleotides long. Lineage: Eukaryota; Oomycota; Peronosporomycetes; Peronosporales; Peronosporaceae. The record is from the annotation of a GenBank genome assembly.